Messenger RNA from Panicum virgatum (switchgrass), 1403 nucleotides. RefSeq lists its product as uncharacterized. Lineage: Eukaryota; Viridiplantae; Streptophyta; Magnoliopsida; Poales; Poaceae. The transcript has 2 exons. The record is from RefSeq and is a predicted model, not a curated record. Bases 234 to 1109 code for a protein of 291 amino acids.
CCUCUGCCUCUGCUCCUAUCCAUUCGCCUUCCUCUGCUCCCCAGCCGCUGUGCGUCGCCCACUCCGCGCUCUCCUCUCCCGCCGUCAGUCUUCGCCUUCCCUCCCCGACGGACCGGCCGCCGCCGCUGCGGAGCCAGGACCUUCGCCAGGCGCCCGCGCCCAAGAGGAGCCGCCGCCGCCGCCAUCCACCAAGAGGCAGCCGGUCGCACUCAUUGCAAAGCACAUACUCCCACAUGGCCCUCAAUACACUGCAACUUCCAUCUAACUUAGCAAGGCCAAGCAGCUACAGGUUCAGUCCAUCCUCGGCUUCUUACCAGCCAAAGCCGCCGGUGAGACUUGACACAAGGACCACCGCAAAGAAGCACCAGAAGAGAACCACAUCAGUCCUUAAGUGCAGGGCCAAUCUGCAUGGCUGCAUGGACGAGGUUGUUCAGACCCCCAAAGACCAGACGACUGAAAUCCCAAUCGUGAUGUACCCGUCAGUGGUCUUCCCUGGUGCCACGCUUCAGCUGCAGGCAUUUGAGUUCAGGUACCGCAUAAUGAUGCACACCCUUCUUCAGCAAGGCCUCAAGUUUGGGGUCAUCUACUGUGGCAAGAACGGCAGGAUGGCAGAUGUUGGGUGCAUCGUCCAUGCCAUCAAGUGCGAGAGGCUCAUCGAUGACCGGUUCUUCCUCACCUGCGUAGGUGAAGAUCGCUUCAGGGUCAUCGAGAUUGUCAGGACAAAGCCCUAUGUUGUUGCAAGGAUCCAGGUGCUCAACGACCGUCCCAUCUCAGAGCCCCAGGACGACCUUGGGAGCCUGAUGCAGCAGGUGGAGCAGCACCUUAAGAAUGUGGCCAUGCUUUCAGACAAACUGAACCUGAACCAGAAGCUGAGGGGAGAUCACCAGGCUGAGCAAUUCCGCAGGAUGCACUCUGCGGCCUCUUUCUCAUUCCUCAUCGCGCGAUUAUUCAUUGAUGAUCGCUUGGAGCAGCAGGCGCUGCUGCAGAUGAAUGACAGCACCCAGCGGUUGGCGCGAGAGGGGAUGUACCUGGAGCGCAGGAGCAAGUACCUGGCUGCCAUUGCAGCAAUCAAGGACGCCUUUCAGCACCUGUCCUGCAACGAGAAGUAGAACCUACCUUCACAUUUUGGAUAUGUGAUAGCUACUAACUAGAUACUAGUAUGUAGAGCAAUACCCCCUAAAAAAACCUAAAAAAAAGUAUGUAGAGCAAUAAGCAACCAGACAAUGUCAUGGUCAUAUAGGUUUCCUUUUAGUCUUGAAGUUUCUGCUACUUCUGUGUAUAGUGUACAUUCUCUCGUGUCCUUUUUUGUAUUGCAAAUUUUGCUGCUAUUUCUAGAUGUACUUGUGUAUAGUAUAUUGCUGCAACAUGGAGGGUAUAUUGAGUAAGAGCUUUUCUAUCAGAGA